Molecule: messenger RNA, 594 nt
Organism: Trichoplax adhaerens
Lineage: Eukaryota; Metazoa; Placozoa; Uniplacotomia; Trichoplacea; Trichoplacidae
Exons: 6
Coding region: 28-411 (127 amino acids)
Cellular component (GO): intracellular membrane-bounded organelle; membrane
Molecular function (GO): heme binding
Source: RefSeq, a predicted model, not a curated record
AUUUGCCAACAUCCGCCUCCAUCCAAUAUGGCUUCCGACAAUCAAUAUAAGAGAUCAGAAGUAGCCGAACAUAGCGACGUCGAUUCAGCAUGGAUUAUCAUCAAGAAUAAAGUUUAUGAUGUCAGCAAGUUUAUCCCAGAGCAUCCCGGUGGUGAGGAAGUCGUCUUAGAAUUUGCAGGAAAAGAUGCUACUGAAGCAUUUAAUGAUGUUGGUCAUUCCACCGAUGCUCAAGCACUGCUAACACAACAUUAUAUUGGUGAUAUUGUAGAGAGUGAGGAAGACCAAGCCAAAGCAAAACCUGCUCCCCAACAAAGUGCCACUGCGUCGAGUGGAAUGAGUUGGGUUCUUCCGGUUGCUAUUGUAGUCUUGGGCGUAGCGUUAGCUUAUAGGUUUUUUUCGCAGCAAUCCUAGGUAUUAGCCUUAGGGUGAAACAGCUGAUACAGAAUGUUUGUGUGUCAUUAGUAAUACAAUAUGGUAUACUACAAAGAAAUUCCGUUGCCGAUAGCUAUUUGUAAUAAUCGCUUAAUUAUAUUACUGUUGGAGGUAUGGUAUCUUCGUACGUUUAAGAGAGUUAUACACAAAUUGUUGUGUUAU